Messenger RNA from Penicillium soppii, 642 nucleotides. RefSeq names its product Polyketide synthase. NCBI's taxonomy places the organism in Eukaryota, Fungi, Ascomycota, Eurotiomycetes, Eurotiales, Aspergillaceae. The transcript has a single exon. The record is from RefSeq and is a predicted model, not a curated record. Bases 1 to 642 code for a protein of 213 amino acids. Gene Ontology annotation, molecular function: transferase activity.
AUGUAUCAAGAAGCUCCACAAAACAUCUUAAUAUUUGGACCCCAAGCCCUUGCUUUCAAUCAAGAAUCAUUUUGGAAGCUCCAGGCCAGCAUUGCAAAUUCAAUGCAACUCGGUUGGGUCAACCAUGUCGUUGCAGAGCUUCCAGAUCGGUUCAAUGACCUUAGCAACGGUAUCUCUCGGCUUAAGGUCGUGCCUGGUGCUUCGUUGUUAAAAGCAUUGAGUCAACAGAUUGGAACUGGCGAUCUGGCCAGUAUAACAGAAGCAACCCAUCUGCCAAACAUUGUUUUGACUCCGCUUUGUGUCAUUUCCCACCUGGUAUCCUACACGGAAUAUCUCGAACUAAGGCACAAUGAGUCAGGAUGGGAUGCAUGGAAGAAGACGAAGGACACCGAUGUCGUGGGCUUUUGCACUGGUAUCUUGACAGCUUUGGUCGUCUCCCUUAGUGAUGAUCUAGAAAGUUUCAAGAAACACGGAGCUACCGCCAUUCGACUUGCCAUGAUGAUUGGGGCUGUGGUAGAUGCGGAAGACGUGAUGAACGGCAGUUCGGUGUCACUUUCUGCUGCUUGGAGAACACGGGAAGGUUUAACCAAUUUGGAGAAAAUUAUUCGGGAAAGCCAUGGUGUGAGUGAUCCUGGAGAUUAA